AUGUCGCUCUGCUGCUGCAGCGCCGGGAGCCGCCGCCUUCUCCUCCCGCGUCUCUUCCUCGGCCAGCGCCGCCAGGCCCGGCGCCCCCUCCUCCACCUUCGCACCACCGUGACCGCCGCCGCCUCGUCCUCCGCUACAUCUCUCUCGACGCAGCAGCAGCGCCAGGUCUCCCUCUACGUGGACGCCCUCCUCGACUGGAACCAGAGGAUGAACCUUACCGCCGUCACCGACGAGUCCGAGGUCAUGACGCGCCACGUGGUUGACUCGCUUGCCGUGCUUCCUCCACUCGAGCGCGCAUACACCUCCCGCGGCGGCGACAUUUCUGGCAUCAGCCUUGUCGAUGUCGGCUCCGGCGCCGGGCUUCCUGGUCUUAUCCUUGCUGUUGCGCGGCCAAGCUGGAAGUUUACGCUGUUGGAGUCGAUGCGGAAGCGGUGCACGUUCUUGGAGCACGCAGUUGAGGUCAUGGAGCUGUCAAAUGUGGAUGUGGUGUGUGACCGAGCUGAGAAUGCUGGCCAAAGUCAUGAUUUCAGAGAGUCAUUUGAUGUAGCAGCUGCAAGAGCUGUCGCAGAACUUAAAAUUUUAGCUGAGUACUGCCUCCCGUUGGUUCGUGUUGGUGGUUUAUUUAUAGCUGCUAAAGGGCACGAUCCUCAUGAAGAAAUAAGAAGUGCAAAAGCUGCAGUUGGUAAAUUGGGUGCCUCCAUGCUAGAUUUGUGCAAUGUCGAAUCGAUGGGACCUCAUGGUCAACGAACGGCAGUUGUGUACCUCAAGGAACGCACUACUCCAAAAAAGUACCCUCGGCAACCAGGUACUCCUUCUAAGACACCAUUAUGA
This is a messenger RNA of Triticum turgidum subsp. durum (durum wheat), 831 nucleotides long. NCBI's taxonomy places the organism in Eukaryota, Viridiplantae, Streptophyta, Magnoliopsida, Poales, Poaceae. The record is from the annotation of a GenBank genome assembly.